UAAUGACUCCAAAGAUCAACUCAGCAGCUAUGAAGCUUCAGCUGCAGCUCCUGAGUUUCUGCCUUCUGUGUAUGACUGGAAAAUCACUCUGCGAUAAAAACGGACCAGCGGCCAUCACAGUGUUGGUGUCAGAAGGGAGUGAUGUUACGUUACCCUGUUCCCUCAGCACCAAGGAGAACAUCGAGCAGAAACUCUUUGACUGGAGGAAACAUGAUGGUAUGAUGGGGGUGUUCAUGUAUGAUGAAGGCCUCCAUUACAACAAUGGUGGUUCAGGUCAAGAUGAGCAGUUCAAAGGUCGAGUCUUUCAUUUCCAAGAUGAGCUGAAACACGGCAACGCCUCCAUCAUCAUCAGAAAUACAAAGAUGGCUGACAGUGGAGACUACACCUGCUUUUUUCCACUUCUUCAGACGCCUCAAAUAUUCCACAUUGAUCUUGUUGUUGUUUCGUCUCUAAAGCCAAACAUCAGAAUACUUGGUACCACAGAUGAUGGAGUGCAGCUGCAGUGUGAGGUUCAUGGUGCUUCUCCAAAACCUAAAGCAGAGUGGAAGGACAGUGCUGGAAACAUCCUUCCUGCUGAGGAGACACAGGUCACAGACAGAGGAGGCAGCUAUGACAUCAUCCUCCAAACUACUGUGACAAGGACCGACCACUAUCGCUGUGUGGUCACACAGGAGGAAAUCAACCAUCAGAUUCAUGCUGACAUAUAUGUGUAUAUCACUGGUAAGUUUCCUCCUUGA
This is a messenger RNA of Epinephelus fuscoguttatus (brown-marbled grouper), 737 nucleotides long. RefSeq names its product butyrophilin-like protein 1. The record is from RefSeq and is a predicted model, not a curated record. The coding region runs from base 3 to 737 and encodes 244 amino acids. Lineage: Eukaryota; Metazoa; Chordata; Actinopteri; Perciformes; Serranidae. The transcript has 3 exons.